CGCGCCCCUCUCCUUCCCCAGGAGCGCCCCGACGGGCUGGGCGCAGCGACUGGCGGGGCCCGCCUGUCGUCCCUGCCCCAGGCGGCCUACGGGCCGGCGCCGCCACUCUGCCACACGCCGGCCGCCGCCGCCGUUGACUUCCAGCCGCCCUACUUCCCGCCGCCCUACCCGCAGCCGCCACUGCCCUACGGCCAGGCGCCCGACGCCGCUGCCGCCUUUCCCCACCUGGCCGGGGACCCGUACGGCGGCCUGGCACCCCUGGCACAGCCGCAGCCUCCCCAGGCCGCCUGGGCCGCGCCCCGCGCCGCCGCCCGCGCCCACGAAGAGCCACCCGGCCUGCUGGCGCCGCCCGCCCGCGCUCUGGGCCUCGACCCGCGCCGCGACUACGCCGCCGCCGUGCCCCGGCUCCUGCAAGGCCUGGCCGACGGGGCGCACGGCCUGGCCGACGCGCCCCUCGGCCUCCCAGGGCUGGCGGCGCCGCCCGGCCUAGAGGACCUGCAGGCCAUGGAUGAGCCGGGAAUGAGCCUUCUGGACCAGUCUGUGAUCAAGAAAGUUCCCAUCCCCUGCAAAGCCAGCAGCCUCUCGGCCCUCUCACUGGCCAAAGACAGCCUGGUUGGUGGCAUCACGAACCCCAGUGAGGUCUUCUGCUCCGUGCCAGGCCGGCUCUCUCUGCUCAGCUCGACAUCCAAGUACAAGGUGACGGUGGGGGAGGUCCAGCGGCGGCUCUCACCUCCCGAGUGCCUCAAUGCCUCCCUCCUGGGCGGUGUCCUUCGCAGGGCCAAGUCCAAGAAUGGAGGCCGCUGCCUGCGUGAACGGCUAGAGAAGAUUGGGCUCAAUUUGCCAGCUGGCCGUCGCAAGGCCGCCAAUGUGACACUUCUGACUUCACUGGUGGAGGGAGAGGCCGUGCACCUGGCCCGAGACUUUGGCUACGUCUGUGAGACUGAGUUCCCAGCCAAGGCAGCUGCCGAGUACCUGUGCCGACAGCACGCUGACCCCGGGGAACUGCACAGCCGCAAGAGCAUGCUGCUGGCCGCCAAGCAGAUCUGCAAGGAGUUUGCAGAUUUGAUGGCUCAGGACCGCUCACCACUGGGCAACAGCCGCCCAGCACUCAUCCUGGAGCCCGGAGUACAGAGUUGCCUGACACACUUUAGCCUUAUCACCCAUGGCUUUGGUGGGCCCGCCAUCUGUGCUGCCCUUUCUGCCUUCCAGAACUACUUGCUGGAGUCACUCAAGGGGCUGGACAAGAUGUUUCUAAGUGGUGCAGGCAGUGGGCAUGGUGACACCAAGGCUUCAGAGAAGGAUGCCAAGCACAGGAAAUAAAUGCUUCUUCCACUGCCUCAUCCCAGAGCGUUUCCCAAGGCCUGAAAUGAGGCCUUAGUUCCUGGGGGUGGGCCCGAAAGGAUUAAAAGGUGGAGCUUGAAUCAGGCCAGAAAGAGAACAUUCAUCCAGAGACCGUGGGUGAGAGGGAGAGGGGGAGGUGGCCUCUCUGCGAUGGUUUGUUGGUAAGUUAAGGGCCCAGAUGUCUGUCGCAUGGGUGCAAUUUUCUGACCCUUGAUUGCUGACAAGUGCUUGGACAGGGAAUUGGCAUGGAGAAGCCUGGUUUUGUGGCUGAGCCCUGUGUCUCAGGGCACCUGGGCGGCGGUGGAUUCUCCUAGAGGCCAAAACCUUGCUGUUUUUACUGAUGGCAGGAGGGAAAUU
Molecule: messenger RNA, 1698 nt
Organism: Acinonyx jubatus (cheetah)
Lineage: Eukaryota; Metazoa; Chordata; Mammalia; Carnivora; Felidae
Gene: TFAP2E
Product: transcription factor AP-2 epsilon
Exons: 6
Biological process (GO): regulation of transcription by RNA polymerase II; regulation of cell population proliferation; anatomical structure development
Cellular component (GO): nucleus
Molecular function (GO): DNA-binding transcription factor activity, RNA polymerase II-specific; RNA polymerase II transcription regulatory region sequence-specific DNA binding
Source: RefSeq, a predicted model, not a curated record